UGAGCGGAUGUGUGCGUGUUGUUACUGAGCAGUGAUGAUGAUGAUGUAGUAAGAAGGGAGAGCUGUCACAUCAGCAGCACAUGGAGUAUCAGCUCUAUAAAGUGUUUAAAGCAGAAAUGGGUUGGUCUUCAGCUUAUGAUAUGAAGGAAAGGCGCGUUCAAGGAGGAAACCAGCUUCUGGAUCAAGAGAUGGAGGCACACAGUUCAGACUUCAGCAGGAAGAGGAAGAGAGAGGAGUUGAACGGUGGGGUGAAGGCAGAGUGUUUCCGAAAACUUCCACGGAGGACUCUGGGCCUGACUGAACCUGCACCGUUCGCUGAUGAGCUGGUGGCUGCAAAAGCCCCAUACGUUCGUGUUAGCAUGGAAGAAGCCCGCCGUGGCACUCCAGAGGACCGAGCAGUUCGCGUCUAUGCUGACGGGAUCUUUGACAUGUUUCACUCCGGACACGCUCGUGCUUUGAUGCAGGCCAAGUGCCUUUUCCCCAACACGCAUCUCAUUGUGGGUGUGUGCAGCGAUGAUUUGACGCAUAAAUAUAAGGGUUUCACUGUCAUGAACGAGGAUGAGCGUUACGACGCAGUGAGGCACUGUCGUUAUGUUGAUGAGGUGGUCCGCAACGCUCCAUGGACACUGACGCCUGAAUUUCUGGCCGAGCACAGAAUAGACUUUGUCGCCCAUGACGACAUCCCAUACACCUCAGCAGGAAGUGAUGAUGUUUAUGAACACAUAAAGAAGGCAGGUAUGUUUGCGCCGACUCAGAGAACAGAGGGCAUCUCCACGUCUGACAUAAUCACACGAAUCGUACGUGACUAUGAUGUUUACGUGCGCCGCAACCUGCAGAGAGGCUACACUGCCAAAGAGCUGAACGUCAGCUUCAUCAACGAGAAGAAGUACCACCUGCAGGAGCACGUGGACAAGGUGAAGCAGAAGGUCCGAGAUGUGGAGGAAAAGAGUAAAGAGUUUGUGCAGAAGGUAGAGGAGAAGAGCAUUGACCUCAUUCAGAAAUGGGAGGAGAAAUCACGCGAGUUCAUCGGGAACUUCCUGCAGUUGUUCGGGCCGGACGGGGCGUUGAAGCACAUGUUGAAAGAGGGAAAAUGCCGGAUGUUACAGGCCAUCAGUCCCAGACAGAGCCCCAGCAGCAGUCCCGUCCGCGAGGAGCGCUCGCCAUCCCCCGCCUUCCGUCUUCCCUUCUUCACCUCCUCGCCAUUCUUUUCUCCUCCUCAUCACAGCGGCUCACACUACACGGGCAAAGAAGAGGACGACUAGGACCCAUCCAUUCUCACAAGCAGCUCUUCGUGUUUUAUACGCUUUCUUUAAGCCAUUUUGAGUAGCCAAGAAUAUAAAUGAAGGAUGGACUAGCUCAAGAUUUAUUUGAAUAUGAAAAAUGUGUAGAAGUGCACAAUAGUAAACAAAUUAUUCCAGCCGUACUUUCUAAAGGUUUUGAUCCCACGUCUCCCUCUCGCUUCAGAGAGAUUUGCCACACACCACUAAACCUAAAGGCUCAUAUUGUUGGCCUAUUUUUUUGGAUCGUAUUCGGCCUGGAACUUGCAUAAUUAUGCAUUUUUAGUGCCUCUUAUUUAAAUUUUUUUUUUUCUCAACAGAGCGUCUGCUUGCACGUAAUCUCAUUUUCGGUUGUGCAUAAAACUCACCCUCACCUGCCUUCAUUGUCCAGAUCUUUUCAUACUUGAACAGGGGCCAAAUUUGAGACUAAUUCCAGGAUGGGGGAGGGAUCCCAGGACAGAAAACUUCACGAUCGGUCGUCUUUGUAUAGUUCUGCAUUGUUUCUUCUUAUUUUACGCUUACUUUAUUGAAAGUCUGUUUUUACUUUGUCUUUCUUUUUGAAGAUUCAUGUGUCUUUCUGACCUUUUUAUGUUUCUGCUAAAGUUCACUAGGUGUUUUUCCUCAUAUGAACUCUCUCUCUCUCUCUCUCUCUGACUCUGAUGUGAAGUAAUAAUUUCAGGGCCUGGCAGUGACGGCGUCUGGCACCUCUAUUUAAACCCUGUGCUAGUCAGUGGCAAGGGUCCCAGUCUUUUUGGAAAGGCUUUGCUUGCUGAAUGUUUACAUUACCCAAGCCCACUGAGAGACAGUGUUAACACGAAAGAGUACCAGGACCUGUUUGUUUACAUGUGUACAUAGGACAGGAGGAGCUGACCGUAGGAUUAUGUGUUUG
Molecule: messenger RNA, 2166 nt
Organism: Cyprinus carpio (common carp)
Lineage: Eukaryota; Metazoa; Chordata; Actinopteri; Cypriniformes; Cyprinidae
Product: choline-phosphate cytidylyltransferase A-like
Biological process (GO): CDP-choline pathway
Cellular component (GO): endoplasmic reticulum
Molecular function (GO): phosphatidylcholine binding; choline-phosphate cytidylyltransferase activity
Source: RefSeq, a predicted model, not a curated record